UGAGGAUUGGCUGUAAGGAGCUUUUGCGGAAAGGAAAGAUAAACAUUUCGGUAACCCAGCAAACUGACAUUUAAACGGAACUACCAUGAGCUAAAGCGACAUUCAGCACUGUAAACAUCCCGGACUCUUCGUUUAGGUGUGUGAGAGAGAGUUUGGCAGACAUGGUGGAGGUGUUUUCUGGUCGGACUCUGCUGAAUAAAGACGGGGACUUCGUGGACCCCGAGGAAACGCUGAGGAACAAAGUGGUGGGGAUUUACUUCUCUGCCGGCUGGUGCCCUCCGUGUCGGGACUUCACACCUGUCCUUUGUGAUUUUUACACGGAGCUGGUGGAGGAAAGUGAGCCUCCUGCUCAGUUUGAGAUCGUGUUCAUCUCCUCAGACAAGUCGCUGGAUGACAUGGUCGAAUAUUACCAUGACAUGCACGGAGACUGGCUGGCUUUGCCCUGGAGUGAUGAUUAUAAGCAUGAGUUGAAGCAGCGCUACAAAAUCACAGCAGUUCCCAAACUGGUGAUCGUGAAGGAGAACGGCGAGGUGAUCACCGACAAGGGCAGGAAGCAAAUCCGAGACCGAGGCCUGGCCUGCUUCAGGACUUGGCUGGAUGCGGCUGAGAUUUUUCAGAACUUCAAGGCUUAAGGAGAAGCAUAAACCCAAAGUCACCUGUAAAAUACUUCAUUCACUUCAGCUCCAGUCCGAAUUGUGUGCAAACUAAGUUGAAAAACACUUCUCUUACUUAUUGAUUGGAUAUUUUUAGCCUUAAAACACUGUGAUUGAGCUCGGCUGAUUACAGCUUUGCAAACAUGAAGUUACAUACUAAGAUGCUGCUUUAGUUGGAGACCUUUCUAUGCAUACGAGAUAAAUCUCAGGCUCAGCUGUAAGUGAAGUUGUACAUUUUGUGUGAUUAACAGCUGCCGUAGAUCUCAGGUUACAUUACAGCAUGCUUCUGCAGCAGUUAAGCUUUCAGCAACACCUUCAACCUCCACUUAAGGAGAAAUGUAAAAUACUUCAUCUGUUAUUCAUUAAACUGCCUGUAUAUUUUAUUUCAUUUUAUUUUUUUGCAUUUUUAAAAAAAUUGGUAAUUAAAAUGCAUACCAUGGAAUCUCUAGUGCUUUGGUUUAUACAUCACUCAGCUUGUGCUAAACAGAAAAACAAACUCGAUUCCCUUUUGCCUCAUUAAAUGGUAGAAAUCCCAAAGGGUCUGUUUCCAGCAUGCUCGCACCUUCACAAACCUUAUUGCAUGUUUCCUCUGUGCAUGCUGAGGAUGGCUGUAUUCGCAGCCAUCAAUUUGUGCGAAUACAUCCCACACCAUGAUGACUUCAUGGUCCUUAUAGAGCACAACAGUCCCUGCAGGCCUGCUUGCUUUGAAACUCCAUCAAAGUGUUCACGGCUGCUAAUUAUGCCCGCUUGCUCUUUCAAGGAAUAAACUGCACCUUUCGUCAAA
Molecule: messenger RNA, 1437 nt
Organism: Poeciliopsis prolifica (blackstripe livebearer)
Lineage: Eukaryota; Metazoa; Chordata; Actinopteri; Cyprinodontiformes; Poeciliidae
Gene: nxnl2
Product: nucleoredoxin like 2
Exons: 2
Coding region: 162-632 (156 amino acids)
Biological process (GO): sensory perception; photoreceptor cell maintenance
Source: RefSeq, a predicted model, not a curated record